Puccinia graminis f. sp. tritici CRL 75-36-700-3 is the source of this 195-nucleotide messenger RNA. RefSeq lists its product as uncharacterized. NCBI's taxonomy places the organism in Eukaryota, Fungi, Basidiomycota, Pucciniomycetes, Pucciniales, Pucciniaceae. The transcript is spliced from 2 exons. The record is from RefSeq and is a predicted model, not a curated record. Bases 1 to 195 code for a protein of 64 amino acids.
AUGAGCCCUGGAAGGAGGCAAAUAUCCUGGAUCUCACCUGUGAUUUUUCUGUCCCGGCGUGGAAAAAAUAGGCGACGUCCUGGGACGGAUACCCAAGCAAUGAUAUCCGGCCGUGACUCGGUACGGAUCGCACCCGAGCCUCACAGAGGUCCGUCCGAGGGUGUCGGGUUCGGAUCGGAACCCCGCAAGUUGUGA